AAAUAGAAAAUGCAUAAAAACAAAAGGGAACUCAUGGUUCUAGCUCAUUUCAACGACAGCCCCUUUAGUCUUUUCUUUCUCUUUCUAUUUGUUUCGUUAGAUUCAGAUCAUCCUUGCGUUCUUCACAACAACCCCAUCCACUUUCUUCUUCUUCUUCUUCCCUGUCCGAAAAAUCCACGUCAAAACUCACCAUUGUCUCAUCCCUUUUCCCUUAAUCUCAAUCCCCUCUCUUAUCAUUUCAGAUAAAAAAUAUUCCCCAUCUCCUUGAUGCACCCAUAUCUCUUAGAUUUCAUUCCCGCUCCCUAUCGACCUCUCUGUUUAUAAUCCUUCUUCUUCUUCUUAUUAUUAUUUUUGUUGCGGGUUUUAAUGCGGGUUUUAUGAAGAUAUGCACGUAAAAUUUCAUUUCCUUUGGCUUGUCGUUGACAUGCAGUGAGAGGGAUGCGUGUAAGGGUUAUUGAGAUUGAAACAGAGGAGAGGGAGCCAAAAGAAAGACAGAGAGAUGGCGAAUCAGGUGGUGAAAGUGAGGAGAGAAGCGAUUGUGGCAUGCAUGACUUGUCCUCUUUGCCAUAAGCUUCUAAAAGACGCCACCACCAUAUCUGAAUGUCUUCAUACGUUUUGCAGAAAGUGCAUAUAUGAUAAGGUACAAGAGGAAGAACUAGAAUGCUGUCCCAUAUGCAACAUUGAUUUGGGUUGUGUUCCUCUGGAGAAAUUAAGGCCAGACCAUAAUUUGCAAGAUGUGAGGGCCAAAAUCUUCCCUCUUAAUAGAAGAAAAGUGAAGUUACCUGAAGCUCUGCCCCCAGUUGCAAUGCCAACUAGAAGAAAGGAGAGAUCACUCUCUUCUUUGGUGGUUAAUGCCCCCAAAGUAUCAACACAAACUACCAUGACUGGACGGAGAACAAAAGCUGUUGCCAGAAAGGCUGGUUCUUUACGAGGUUCUAGUUUUGCAGUUGAGAAGCCCGUUAAAAGAGAGGAUUCUAUGGAGGAUCAACAGGAGAGUGCAAGCUCACCUGAAACACUAAAUAAAUUCACUCAGAAUAAAAGACUGUGUACUUCUUCUGCUGAACCUAGCCAGCACAUGAAUAAAGAAGCAGAGAAUGGUAGUGAAUCAUGGGAUGGGAAAUUGGAUCUGUGGAAACCUUUGAAUUGUUUGGUGGAGGUUGCAAAUAGGACCAAGUCCUUCAAGUCUAAUUCACAAGGCUCUGAUUCUAAAUUAGAACCCACUAGUGUCCCCAACAUUGAAGUUCAAAUGUGCAAAACCAAACAUAGGGAAGAUAAAUGCAAAACAAAAGUUGAGGAUGAAAAGGAUAAUGCUGGUCCUGCAAUUUCAGAAACUGUAACUCCUAAAAAGUUACGCAGGAUCCGUCGAAAAAGGGCUUAUGGAUUUGGGGAUUCUGGCAUUUCUCCACAAGCAGUGCUGGAUGCUGCUGGUCUAAAGCAUGAAAAAAGAAUUGGUCCUGUUUGGUUCUCAUUAGUGGCCUCUGAAGACCAGGAAGUAGAUGCACCCCUCCCUCAAAUUCCUGCAAUUUACCUAAGGAUAAAAGAUGGAAAUAUACCUGUUUCUCUUAUCCAAAAGUACCUGAUGAAGAAACUGGAUCUCACUGAUGAAGCUGAGGUUGAGAUCAAAUGUAUGGGACAACCUGUGGUUCCCACAUUGCAGUUGUAUAAUUUAGUCGAUUUAUGGCUACGAACGGCAUCAACAUCACAGCGAGUACCAGCAUCUGUUGGUUCUUCUGCAAAGGAUUUUGUCAUGGUAUUGGCAUAUGCUCGAAGAGGCCCAGAUCAAUAAUAAUUCUUUCUUUCAUUCUUUCCCCACCACAUCCAUAAUAUAUAAAUAUAUCCUUAUUGGAAUCUCGUUGGGUGAUACGGCAUGUAUUUUCUAAAAGCAUCUAUUCAGUGACUUGGUUCUUCUACAAUAGUUUCUUUCUUUCUCCACGUACGAAUAGAGCAGUUUAUGCGGCAAUGUAAUGGGAUUAGCUAUCAUCGUUCGAAAUUGCAGAUUGUAUAAUCAACUUACAGUUACAACUGCUGGCACUUCCUUUCAUUGUGUUGAAUUAGUUUGAUGUAAAAUUUUCUCACUUUCCACUCGAGCAGAACCUUUGCUUUCAACAUCUUUUUCCACACUAGUGUGUGAUUUUAAGGCUUUGUGACCGGUGAUGAAGUGCCUCCUGUGUUAUGUAAAUGUAACAAUGAUGUCAAGUUUCCUACCCGUGAUAGGAUAAGCGGCGUAAGUUGACAAUUACAGCCGUCAUGGCGUGGUUUUGGUGGAAUUGAAUUGAUUGGGAUUCCAUCGUCGUACUUGGAGCAUGUUUUUUAUUUGAUUGAGUCUAGUUCGGACCCAAAGCAUAAAUCGAAUGUGAUUUGGUUAAAUUCUUGAUUCCACGGCAAGAUUUCCAAGAUUUGAGUUUUACUUUCAUUAAGGAUUCUGCAAGGGAUUACUGUUUGCUCUUAAGGGCACUAAGGAUUCUGUAAGGAGGCAGAAGCGGGUAAGAAACAGUUUUUACUUCGACAUGAACUGGCAAACCAAAAAUAAUGCCUCUUGGAAAGACUUUGGCUGAAGGGAAAAAAAAGAAAAGAAAAAUUUGAUAACAACACGCCAACGGCUGAAAACCUGACUUUGUGGAAUUGCAAAAUAUCCCAAUUAAGACAAAAGUUACCUGUUAGUGAGACAAACCACAAAUCUUAGGAAUAUAUUGAAGAAAAUAUAUGUUGGGCUGGAACUUAAAACACCAUGCAUGCAGAGCUCAAUGUCAAUGGCAUUCAGAAUCAGAACCAUACAAGAUGAUAGUAUUUCAUAUUGCACAGAAAAGAAUGACUAGUUUCGGCCUUUGGGGCUCUUCUGCUUUUUGACCCAUAAAAAGUAAAGCAAAACUAGGAAAAAAAGGGGUAGGGCCAUCCAACCAUGUAGAUAAACAGACAGCUUUGCAAUAAUAAAUAAAACCCUUUCAUGGCAACUAGUCCUUACAUUGGCCAUUGACAAGCAAGGAUCUAUUGC
This is a messenger RNA of Durio zibethinus, 2992 nucleotides long. RefSeq names its product E3 ubiquitin protein ligase DRIP2-like. NCBI's taxonomy places the organism in Eukaryota, Viridiplantae, Streptophyta, Magnoliopsida, Malvales, Malvaceae. Gene Ontology annotation, molecular function: ubiquitin-protein transferase activity. The record is from RefSeq and is a predicted model, not a curated record.